Frankliniella occidentalis (western flower thrips) is the source of this 678-nucleotide messenger RNA. RefSeq lists its product as uncharacterized. The transcript is spliced from 2 exons. The record is from RefSeq and is a predicted model, not a curated record. Bases 116 to 601 code for a protein of 161 amino acids. Lineage: Eukaryota; Metazoa; Arthropoda; Insecta; Thysanoptera; Thripidae.
GAGUCGCCAGCUGUGUCCACAGCAAGUUUCUCCUGUGUUAUUUGAAGCUUUAAACAGACGUCGCGGCCCGGGCCCUCGGUGCGAUUCGAGACCAGUACGAUCAAGAUCUGCAAGCAUGACGGUUCGUGCACUGAGCCUCACCCUCCUUCUGUGCCUCCUCGGGGGCCUCCACGGUCAGGAGAUCGACCCUGACGCGGAGGUGUUUGAGGUCGCCGAAGGGGGUACGGUGGUUGUGAACCAGCCCACGCUCCCCGAGAUCAACGUCAACACCAGCAACGUCAUCCACAACAACAUCCCCGGUCCCACCGUGGUCGAGGUCCCCGCUGCUCAACCGGCGGCGGAGGUCGUCACCGUCCCGGUGCCUGUCCCGACUGUGGCGACGACCGCCGCCCCCGCCAUCGUCAACCCCGCCGUCGUCAACCCCACCGUGGUGAACCCCACCGUCGUCAACCCCACCGGCAUGCGUUACGGCGUGGGCGUCGUGCCCCUCGGCAGCCUGCUCAUGGGCGGCGGGCUCGGCGGCAUGGGGCUCGGCGGCAUGGGACUCGGCGGCAUGGGCCUGGGCGCCGCCAUGAUGCCCCGGCUCAUCAUCGGCCGCUGAGCCUCUCCUGACCGACGAGUCGAUGCAGCAGAAUGUCGCCCCCUUCUCCGCAAUUAAAGUUUGUCACGCGGGGUGGA